This is a messenger RNA of Oncorhynchus kisutch (coho salmon), 1127 nucleotides long. It is a transcript of the gene tmem18, whose product is annotated as transmembrane protein 18. The transcript is spliced from 5 exons. The record is from RefSeq and is a predicted model, not a curated record. Gene Ontology annotation, cellular component: nuclear membrane. The coding region runs from base 78 to 536 and encodes 152 amino acids. Lineage: Eukaryota; Metazoa; Chordata; Actinopteri; Salmoniformes; Salmonidae.
UCGGCGACGGAGGGGGCGUUUCUUCCGCAUUCGUUUCUUGUGUUUACACAGUAGUUGUGAACGUGUAUUUUGUCAAGAUGAUUGAUCAGAAAGCACAAAAUAUAAGCUCUAUUCCAAUCGAUGCAUUUAGCAAUAUGCGAAUCACAUCAAUAUGGACAUUUCUUAUGUCUAUACAGUGGUCUGAGCCGUGGCUUAUUGGACUUCUGGGGUUCCAUGCUGUCUGUCUCCUUGCAACUCUCCUGACACGUAGAUUCUACAGAGUGCAAAUAUGCCAGUUCCUGGUUAUGGUAUGCAUGGUGUACUGUGCCGAAUAUCUGAACGAGGUGGCAGCCAUGAACUGGAGGUCAUUUUCCAAGUUCCAGUACUUUGACUCAAAUGGGAUGUUCAUAUCUUUGGUCUACUCCAUUCCCCUUCUGCUCAACACAAUCAUCAUUGUUGCGUUGUGGGUGUACAGGACGUUCUCCACCAUGAUAGAGCUGAAGACCCUGCAACUGAAGAGAAAGGCCCGUAGAGAGCAGAACAAGAAGACUGACUAAUCAUUUUCCUCUGGGACCUCCAUUGAGAUCAGUGGGGUGCUGAUGCUGGGAAUCACCUCAACUGGAUCCAUGUUAACUUGGCUAACAUGGUGCCACAUCAGCAUCACAUGGCAAACAUCUGCAUCACAACAUGGUUGGUUCCAGUGCUUCAACUGCCUAAACUUUUUGAAAGGUAGAUCUGUACUGUGUUUGUAUUAAGUACAGUAUGAGAAGAGUGGAGGGGGUGAUCACUAUUGUCUUCCAUCUUUUCAAUGGGUAAAUCUCACACCUGCGUUGCUUAUAUACUUGCCCAAGUUGACUUCCAUCUGCAAAUCAGAACAGACUGGAUGGCUGAAGAAGUAUGGUUGUAGUAAAGUUGCCUUUUUUCAUUAAGUGAAUAUCGUUUGAUGGAAUACAGUGUACAUAUAAAACAUUUAUUAAGGGGACCAAAUAUGUUAUCAAACAUUUAUAACAUUUUUUUCUUCAUAUUAUGUGAUGAGAAGGUAGCCUACUUGUUUUGCACAACAAUGUAAUGCUCAUGGCAAAUAUUGUCGUUAUUUUGCAUGUAGUGAUAAUGGUUAUGGAAAAUAAAAUGUUGUAUUUAGGCAUAAA